AUGGCUGCUUCAUUCGUCCUAUCAGCACUGGCCCUGGCCGGCAUAGCCCAAGCUCACGUAGCCGCAUUCGCCCCUGGCAUGUACUGCCAAAACGGCACAGACCCGAACAACCCGAACCCCAACUCCAACGCGCCAGUGUCCCCGCUGUACAACCUUACUCAAGACCAGUGGUGGUUCCAACACGAUCGAGGCUGCGAUAAAGUGCCCCCUCCACCAGGCGUCUUUCUUGAGCUCCCCGCCGGCGGCUCCUUCAACGUUGACCUCGCCAACAACCAGGCGUUUUCGAAGUUGUCGUGGGACGGAACCAAGACUUCGGAUUGGCCCGAUGGAGGUGACCAUCCCGAAGAUUGGACUGGGUGGACAGGUACGGGCGAAGGGUGUAUUCAAGACUCUGGAUGGAUCCAUACGCAGAACGAGACCUCUGCUCAAGGUACCGCGUUUGCCAUCGCCUACGAGAGCGACCUGAAUAAGAUCACAAUGGAGGACUUGGUCGUCUUCACCACAUUGGAGCACACGCCUUGGAAGCGCUCCGCCACGUACCAGGUUCCCGCUGCGAUGCCUGCCUGCCCAGAAGACGGAUGUACUUGCGCGUGGCUCUGGGUCCCCCGUGGUUGCGGUCAGCCCAAUAUCUACAUGCAAGGCUUCAAGUGUAUGGUCACCGGUGCAACUUCGACCGCUCCCCUUGCAAAGGCCCAACCCCCGGUUAUGUGCGACCAGGACACUUCGAAAUGCGUGAAGGGUGCAAAGCAGAUGAUCGUGUGGAAUCAGUUGACUGGGAACAACGUUGUGACGACGGGUUCGCAGACCCCUGCGUACAAUCUUCGUAACGGGUUUGCGCCAGGACCGCAGGACGAUAUCUUCGAGGAUUCAGCUUCUGCACCUUCCCCGCCAGCAUCGUCGUCUUCUACGCCGCCCUUGUCCGCAAUCUCGUCGGCCUCCAUUUCCAUCACAUCCGUUCCGUCCGCACCAACCCAUGUGCAGUCACCCACCACGCCAAGCUCUGAACCCGUGUUCAGUAUCCUUCCCGUCUCUGAUUCCCCGGUCUCAUCGUCGCGGACGACCUUCUUGACGGCUGUGAAGCCAGCUUCGAUGUCAAGCGGCAUAUCUUCAAUUCCGUCAGUGGCAACUCCGGUUACACCGAUUUCUUCUCUUGGUGGAGGUAGUCCAGCGACUGUGACGGUGACGGUGACGGCCUCACCGACCCACUCCGGACAUCAUUACACAGAUUGCUGGGUUGAUGGUGAUGAGUUGGACAACUAG
Molecule: messenger RNA, 1260 nt
Organism: Cladophialophora carrionii CBS 160.54
Lineage: Eukaryota; Fungi; Ascomycota; Eurotiomycetes; Chaetothyriales; Herpotrichiellaceae
Exons: 2
Coding region: 1-1260 (419 amino acids)
Source: RefSeq, a predicted model, not a curated record